AAUUGGAACAUGAUUUGUUAGCUAAAUUUCAUUACGGCUGAAGAGAAUAUAAUCAAUUUGCAUUUUUAAAUUUUUUGCAGGUCCAUCAAAAGAUUGUAAGAAAAUGGAGAUAUUGGACAGCCAAAAUGAAGAAAAAACAGAUUUGUUAUGCUCCUUAAAAGCCAAGUUACAAGCUAUAGAUUCUUUGGAGCUUCCCUUAUCAUCAGGAUGUUGCAUCUACAAAGUGCCACCAAAAAUUCGGAAAGUGAAUGAAGAAGCCUACACCCCUACCUUGAUAUCAAUUGGUCCGUUUCACCAUGGAGACAAGAGACUGGAAUCCAUGGAAGAGGUCAAACUAUGGUGCCUCAACAACUUUCUAAAGAGGAGUAAAGAGAAAUUGUUGGAGGAUUAUGUUCAAGCUGUGAGAGACUGGGAAGAUGAAACUAGACGUUGUUAUUCAGAAACCAUACCGAUGAAGAGCAAUGAUUUUGUAAGCAUGAUUCUAACCGAUGGUUGCUUCAUCAUUGAGUACUUUCUCUCAUGUCUAGGGCUGUUAGAACAAAACCCUUGGCGUUUUAAAUUAUGGCCAACGUGUGACAUAAACCUAGACUUGAUUUUACUCGAGAAUCAAUUGCCAUUUUUCGUCCUUAAAGGCCUAUUUGACCUAACUUUUCCCACUGGCUUCAAUGAUAGGUUUUCAUUCACUGAGAUAGCCUUCAAUUUUUUUAGGAGAGUGUUCCUACACCAUAUUGUUACAAAAAAGGAACUCCGUUGCAAGUUUACUUUUAAGUAUUUUCAACAACACUACCUUGAACAGACGACUACUACUCAAUUUGAAUCAUCUACAGUUACAAAAGUGAUCCAUCACCUGAAUGCUAUGCUAAGGAUGUUUUACCUACCAAAUCAAUUACCAAGAAGAGAAUUUGGCAAAGUGAAGCCUGUGUAUGGUGCAAGACAACUACGAGAGGCAGGGAUCAAAUUUCAGGUCAAUGAACAACAGAAAAGCAUUACUGAUUUGAAAUACUCAAAGGGAGUGUUGAAGAUACCAUAUUUUCAGAUCAGUGAUUGGACUGAGAUGGUGGUUAGAAAUAUGGUUGCAUUUGAGCAGUGUCACCUCGCUCUUGAGAGCUAUGUGACAGAUUAUGUGACCCUCUUGAACUAUCUUAUUGACACUGGAAAAGAUAUUGAGCUCCUUGUUGAGAAAGGAAUCAUGGACAACUUGUUGGGCAGCAAUGAUGAAGUGGCUUCCCUAGUCAACAGCCUUGACAAAAAUACCGUGUUCAUGACUUGCAACAGUGAUUAUCAAUCUCUAUGUGAAGAAUUGAACAAGUUCUACGAGAAUCCUUACCACAAGUACAAGGCAGUCUUUAAGCAUGAGUACUUGAGCACCCCUUGGAGAAUAGCAUCUUUUAUUGCUGCAAUUUUGCUCCUUAUACUCACUCUAAUUCAAACAAUAUGCUCUCUCCCCUUUAUUAAUAAAUAG
This is a messenger RNA of Neltuma alba, 1462 nucleotides long. Its product is annotated as UPF0481 protein At3g47200-like. The transcript has a single exon. Lineage: Eukaryota; Viridiplantae; Streptophyta; Magnoliopsida; Fabales; Fabaceae. The coding region runs from base 104 to 1462 and encodes 452 amino acids. The record is from RefSeq and is a predicted model, not a curated record.